GUCUGGGUUCAGGUCGGGGAGCUGCGGCUGGCAUCGGCUGGGGGGCGUGAUGCUGGCUGGGACCUGGUGGUCCCAAGAGCCCUAUGUGCCACACAGGGGGAGCUCCUCAGUGCUUGUGUGCUGCCCAGGAUGGAGGCAACAAGGAAGCGAGUGUUUAAUAGCUGUGUGCGAGGGGAACUUCACCUGCAAGGAGAACGAGGUGUGUGUCCGGCCCAGCGAGUGCCGCUGCCGCCACGGCUACUUCGGUGCCAACUGCGACACCAAAUGUCCCCGGCAGUUCUGGGGUCCCGACUGCAAGGAAAUGUGCAGCUGCCACCCCAACGGGCAAUGUGAGGAUGUGACAGGCCAGUGCACCUGCAACCCCAACCGCUGGGGUCCCAAAUGCGAGAACGUCUGCCUCUGCAAGCACGGCAAGUGUGACCAGAAGACGGGCAAAUGCACCUGUGAGCCCAACUGGUGGGGACCCCAGUGCUCCAGCUCCUGCUAUUGCAGCCACAACUCCCAGUGCGACCAGCAGACAGGCAACUGCCUGUGCCAGCCUGGCUGGUGGGGCCGCGGUUGCAACAACCAGUGCUCCUGCAACAACUCGCCCUGUGAACAGUUCACGGGGCGCUGCCAGUGCCGGGAGCGGACAUUCGGGCCCCGCUGUGACCGUUACUGCCAGUGCUACAAGGGCAAGUGCAACCAGGUGGAUGGGACCUGCACGUGCGAGCCGGGCUACCGGGGGAAGUACUGCCGCGAGCCAUGCCCGGCUGGCUUCUAUGGCCAAGGCUGCAGGAGACGGUGUGGGCAGUGCAAGAGCCUGCAGCCAUGCACUGUGGCAGACGGGCGCUGCCUGACCUGUGAGGCUGGCUGGAAUGGCACCAAGUGCGACCAGCCCUGCUCGCCUGGUUUCUACGGAGAGGGCUGUGAGAAGCUCUGUCCCCCCUGCAAGGACGGCCACACCUGCAACCACAUCAACGGCAAGUGCUCCCACUGCAACCCGGGCUGGAUCGGAGACCGGUGUGAAACCAAGUGUCGGAACGGGACGUACGGGGAGAACUGCGCCUUCGUCUGCAGCGACUGUGUCAACGGCCAGUGCCACUUUGAGACCGGCCGGUGCCUCUGCCACCCUGGCUCCCACGGCACCUACUGUAACCUGACUUGCCCACCCGGCCGCUAUGGAGCCAACUGUGCCGAAGCCUGCAGCUGCCACGAUGGUGCCUGUGACCCGCUGACAGGUGCCUGCCACAUGGAAGCCAACCAGCGGAUGGGGGUGAUUGGGGCAGGAGCCCUCCUGGCGCUGCUGCUCAUCCUCCUGCUCUCCCUGCUCUGCUGCUGCUGCGUCUGCCGCAAGAAGGACGAAGCCUGCGGCUCCAGCCAGGACCCGGCAGCAGCCAAGAAGCCACCGAGACGCUUGUGCGGGCGUUUCAGUCGGAUCGGCAUGAAGCUCCCACGUAUCCCCCUGCGCCGCCAGAAGUUACCCAAGGUUGUGGUGGCCCAUCACGACCUGGAGAACACCCUGAACUGCAGCUUCAUCGAGCCGCCCUCUGUGGUGGAGCAGCCUUCCCCAUCCUGGUCAUCCCGUGGCUCCUUCUCCUCCUUUGACACCACAGAUGAGGGGCCAGUGUACUGUGUCCCCCAUGAAGAGAGCAUGGGUGACAGCAGGGACAGGGGGACACUGUCCAGCCCCGGGGACAAGCUGGUGGCGCCGGCCAGUGGGGAGGAAGCGGGUGAAUACACCUUCCUGAAGGAGACAGGCUCUAUCAGAGCGUUCCCAGCCGACAGCAGUGAAACACCCCUGCUCAAGUCCUCGGACAGCGAGCGCUCCUCCUGCGGCUCGGGCUCGGCUGGUGCCGCACUCUAUGCCCGGGUUGCCCGUCUCUCCAAGCAGUCCAAGGAGGAGGAGGAUGCCACCACAGAGCCCCGCAGCCCCGGGAAGCCACCAUCCCCAGAAAGGACCAAGCCCCGUCCUCCAGACCCAGCCACAAAGCCCAAAGUCUCCUGGAUCCAUGGCAGGUACAACUCCAGCCAGUCCAACUCGCUGCCAGCACCCAGCCGGUCCCCAGAGCGAGCAGCCGCCCGGUCCAGCAGCCCUGAGCAAGGCCAGGGCUUGGCCAAGAGGAAGAGGAGCCCAAGUGAGACAUCAGCCAGCGUGCAGGGCAGAGCAGAGGAGAAGGGCAGCACGCGGGGCAAGGAGAAAGUGCAGAAGCAACUGAAGGAGCCUGGAGUCUCCGAGGGCAAAGCCAGUCUCAGCAGCGAACCCCAGUCGCCCUCCAAGCCCAAGCAGAGGAGCAAAGCCAGCUCAGAGCCAACAGAGAGCAUCAAUGGGGCGGUGCAGAACGCCUUCCGAAAGAUGGGCACCUUCCAGCCGGAGCGGCGGGUCGGGGACAACAGGGAUGCUCCUCGCAGCCCUGGCACCAGUAAACCCCGCUCCGAGCCCCUCCAUCCCCACCUGGCCUCUGAGCUGGCAGCCCAGCUGAAGGAAAAGACUCAGAGCCUCAACAAGGGGGAUGGAGGCACCCGGGCAAACGGGGUGGGCACCCAACGGGAGAAGCCCACCCCUCCACAGAAGGCCAAGCGCUCGGCGGCUGCCGGCGGCCAGAAGACCAGCAAGCCCUUGCUGCCCACCUCUCCCCACCUGCAAAAACUGAUCCCUGGGGUGUCCGAGCUGGUGGCUGGGGAGCCCAAGCGGGUGGAGAAGCCAAGCACCGGCAGCGGCCAGGACCAGGCUCUCCCCAGUGAACAAGCAGCCAAGAAAACCCCCAUUAAAAAGCCUCCCAGGAAGAAGAGCCGAGAAGCCAGCCUGGAGCCACCCAGGGCAGCUGCUGUGCCCGCUCAGGCAGUGCAGUGACCGGGAGCCAGGCACUGGCCCCGCACCAGCCGGCUGCGUGCCGGAGGAAGGACGUUUGCCAGCAUGGCCAGUGGACGUGGAAGCUGGACUGGGCAGGGGGCACUGGAAGAGCCUUGAGCCUCCAUUUCCCUGCCCCCAUCUCCCUCAUCCCCCUUUUUCCUUUAGUCUCCCCUGCCCCAGGACCUGCUCCUCCCCGCCAAUGCCCUGCUGCCUGCUCCCUGCCCGGGACUGGCAGCUUGCCCUCCCCGUGCAGGGCAGGACCGCAGGGAGCUGGCCCAGCCGCCAACCCGGGGGGCUCCAUGCGUGGCAUGUCGUGUCUGUCCCUGCCCCCCCCAUUUUUUUGUAGCAGUAUUAUCAAUCGCAUAAGCAGUGCUUGUUGUACUAGAGGUACCCACGGUAUAUUCUGCAGUAACGGAGCCACUCACUUCCCACGCCCCACUCGGGUCUGUUGGGCUCGCGGGGCACGGGAGAGGGAGGGUGCUGCUGCUUGGUGCCAGGGACCUGCCCUGCACCCAUCACCGGCAGCAAAGCCCAGCCCUAGCACCCUGGGCUCCGGGCACGGCUCUCCAGUGCCAGUCUGGCCGCAGCGCGCCCUGCCCGGUGUGGGGUCGAGCUGGUUUCGACCGAUGCCGCCCUCCCCUCCACCCCUGGGGUUGCUUCUGGCCAAGAGGAAAGCACUAUUUAUGGCCAGAUCUGGAUGCCUUUUGGGCUCCCAUGUCCCAUCCAGUGGAGUUGGAGGGAUUAGUUUGGUACGACAGAGCCUGGCACAUCUGCAGAGCGCUUUCCUAAUAAAAAUGUAUUUCUUCUGUA
This is a messenger RNA of Athene cunicularia (burrowing owl), 3643 nucleotides long. RefSeq names its product scavenger receptor class F member 2 (gene SCARF2). NCBI's taxonomy places the organism in Eukaryota, Metazoa, Chordata, Aves, Strigiformes, Strigidae. The record is from RefSeq and is a predicted model, not a curated record. Gene Ontology annotation, molecular function: scavenger receptor activity. The coding region runs from base 50 to 2833 and encodes 927 amino acids. The transcript is spliced from 11 exons.